AUGGGUCUUCCUUGUCACCAUGUACUUGCAGUCCUUGUUUAUCUUGAUGUCUGUGAAUUGCCAAAAUGUCUAGUCCUGCAGAGAUGGACAAAGUUUGCAAAGGAUGAUGUGGACAAGAAUGCAAUGUUAGGAUCAAAACACUUGGAUUCCUUCUUGAUUAGUAGGUAUGGUGCCUUGAUGAGUCAAUACAGGGAAUUAGCCUCAUUUGCCUGUCGUAGGCUUGAAGAUUUUCAUAAUGAAAGAGAUCGAGCGACAAAAGCUAUGCAAGAAUUGAAGUCAAGGGCAAUCAAGAAUUGUGAUGAAGAAGUUGAUGAUUUGGGUAAUUCCUUUAUUGGCCUUAAAGAUCCUAAUUUUGUUAGGACUAAAGGUACUGGUUGUCCAGGUUCGUCAAGUGCAGCUGGCAAAAACAAAGGCAACAAGAGGAAAGGGAGUAGGAAGUGCUCACAAUGUCACCGAUAUGGUCAUAAUAAAACUACUUGCAAGACUGCAACUAAAGCACGCCAGAUGACAGAAAAUACUGAUGCGGAUACUGUGCCUACCCAAGAAGAAUCAUAUGCAAAUGUUGGGUAG
Messenger RNA from Lotus japonicus, 570 nucleotides. RefSeq lists its product as uncharacterized. The record is from RefSeq and is a predicted model, not a curated record. Bases 1 to 570 code for a protein of 189 amino acids. NCBI's taxonomy places the organism in Eukaryota, Viridiplantae, Streptophyta, Magnoliopsida, Fabales, Fabaceae. The transcript has a single exon.